CAAUCAUUGUUUUUAGAUUAUUUAAUAACAAUCGGGAAGUAAUUCAUUUCAUAACAAUUCUCAGUAACACGAAAAGUGUAAACAGAUGUUAUUAAAAACAACUUAACCCACCGAGACGCAUUUUAUUUAGAUAAACAUGCAUUUCUACACUAUUUAGGCAUUAAAUAGACGACAACAAGUAAAAACAAAUAUGGCUGACUAUCACAUCAGGGAAGCGGCUGAAUCCCUUCUGUGUAGUGUUUCAAGCCCACCAUAUAGAAAUACAAGUCAUUCUCAGUCCGUAAACCUGAUGUCUGAGGACCUGGUGGCGGGUUACAGGCCGCCCGGGAAGAUGUCUUCUGUACGCAGAUUCUUUUGUUUAUUCGUAACCUUCGACAUACUCUUCACGAGCCUGAUGUGGUUGAUAUGUGUCAUGAUGAAAGGCGAAUCGUUAAUACAGAUAUUCAACAGAGAAAUAAUCCAUUACGAUAUUAAAAUAUCUCUAUUCGACAUAGUUAUAGUCGCAGUACUGAGGUUUCUAUUGUUAAUAGUAUUUUACGCCAUAGUGUAUAUUAAUAAUUGGAGUGUUAUUGCGCUCUCAACAAGCGGAACUUGUGCCUUCUUAAUAGGAAAAGUGUUUGUGUACGAUUGGCCGAACGCAUCACAGCCAGUGUACCAAGUCUUCCUAAUACUGACCUCCUUCACCAUCGCGUGGGGUGAGGCAUGGUUUUUGGACUUCAGGGUCCUCCCGCAAGAGCUGCAAGCCAAGCAGAUCUUGGAGACAAUGGUUAGUCAAAGCACAGAGAGGACCCCUCUCUUGGGCCCACAGAGGCCACACCGUGUCCAGUCAACGCACGGCGAGUCGACGGUCAAUUGGUUCUCUCCCGUCGAGACGCCGGAAUCGAGUCCCCGCCCAAAACGACCUGGUGACGUCAUUCUCACACAAGACCAGAUAGAUGAAUACAAGCAAAUGGCAGAGGAAGGCAUGCAGAACGCAUGGAGGACGAUCAACCUUCCAGACUGGAAGCUGGAGAAACGAGGCUCGCAGAAGGGCGACAUAGUCGAGUCGAAACAGUGCGAACAAUUCGGCAAAGUUUACAGAUUUACGGGUAUAGUCGACUGUCCGGCCAAGUUCCUGUUUGAAGAAUUCAAAAAUAACAUCACAAAGUUACCCGAAUGGAACCCUACCAUAUUAAAGAGUGAAUUGAUUAAGGAGAUCGGCCCCGGCAUCGACCUGUCGUACCAGGUGACGGCGGGCGGCGGGCGCGGGAUCAUCGCCCCGCGGGACUUCGUCAUCCUGCGACGUCUGGCGCCGCUGGGGCCUGACGGGCGGGUUGUGGAGGCUGGUGACGCCACCUGCUACAUCACUAGUGGGGUCAGCGUGGCCGUGCCCGGGUACCCACCCGCCAGAGAUAUGGUCAGAGGUCACAAUAAAGUGGGUUGUUGGUGUCUCACCCCCAAAGCCGUGGAGGAGGGCGGGAAGGUUGUGCAGCGCACCGUGUUCCAGUGGCUGAUGUGUUGUGAUCUUAAAGGUAAAAUACCUCAAUUCGUCCUGGACGCAGCGUUCGCAACAGUAAUGUUGGACUACAUAGUGCAUGUUAGAAAAUUCGCAGCGGAUAGCAAAGCAAAGGGUCUAUUUUAAUACGAGAAUUAUCUCAGACGCACAUACGCAACACAUACGGACGUUCCAUCUUGAUUGGCAUUUUACUGGCAAGAAUGGCAGCCACUAUAAAAAAGUAGUGUAAUUAUAGCUAUAAGAAUAAUAGUUCAUAAUGUGUAUUGGCAGCGUUUUGGCAAUGUGAGAAUGCCUUCAAUUGCCAGUAUAUGAUAACAGAUGUCAGUCUACCAUCAAGUGGUGUUGUUAGAUUAAUUGAAUUACCGUUACUAACUCAUUGGCAUCGCUAUAAUAAUUGUCUCUCUAUAUACGAUUACUUUAGGUUUAAGUGUUAUGGAAACAGCAUUCAGUAAUAUUUAAAGCCUGUAUACAUUAAAACAUAAUUUACGAUAUUUUUUUAAGUAUAUUACACAUAGAUUCAUAAGAGAGGCAUCAAAGAUCCGUUGUUUAAAAUAAGAUGACGUUUUUAAUACAAUUAAUAUUAUAAUAAAUUUUAUACAUUAGGAAACAUUACAUUUCAAAAAUCAAAUUCAAAAUAUACUUAAUUCAAAUAGGCUUUUACAAACACUUUUGAAACGUCAUUUA
Messenger RNA from Vanessa atalanta (red admiral), 2179 nucleotides. It is a transcript of the gene Start1, whose product is annotated as steroidogenic acute regulatory protein-like. The record is from RefSeq and is a predicted model, not a curated record. The transcript is spliced from 12 exons. Bases 191 to 1621 code for a protein of 476 amino acids. Lineage: Eukaryota; Metazoa; Arthropoda; Insecta; Lepidoptera; Nymphalidae. Gene Ontology annotation, molecular function: lipid binding.